AUGGAACUGAUAAUUUUCCUAGCCGUCCUGGCGGCCGCAGGGAUACUUGGAAUGGUAGCUGCUGGUUGGGUAGUAUACCGUUCAAAGGUUGACGGUAAGCGGGUUGAAAACGCAAGAGAAGAGGCCAAUACGGUAAUGUCCCAAGCGGAGGAUGAGAGGCGGAGGAUCCUCCUGGAAGCCCAGGAAGAAGUUCUGAAGCUAAGAACCACUGGCGAGAAUGAGAUAAAGGAGCAAAGGCAAGAGCUUAAUCGUCUGGAACGUCGGUAUCUGCAGCGAGAAGAACAACUUGAAAAGAAGGGCGAGUCGCUGGAAAAUCAGCGAGUCGCCAUCACGGUUAAACAGACCGAAAUAGAAAAGGCUCUGGAUGAAGUAACUGAACUCAAGGAGCAACAAGUUAGGGCCCUGGAAGAGGCCGCAGGUUUAACCGUUGACGAAGCCAAGGACCUGGUGGUGAAAGAAGGCGAAGAAAAGGCCAAGCAUGAGCUGGCCCGCCGCGCUUACGACCUAGAACGUGAGCACAAAGCUACCGCCGAGGAAAACGCCCGCCGAAUUAUUACUUUAGCCAUUAACCGUCUGGCUACUGAUGUCGUUUCUGAAACCACGACUUCUAUAGUAUCCUUGCCAAAUGAUGAGAUGAAGGGACGUCUCAUCGGCCGUGAAGGACGGAAUAUUCGAGCACUUGAAUCCCUCACCGGGGUGGACAUAGUAAUUGACGACACUCCGGAAAUUGUAACGUUGUCCUGUUUUGACCCCGUGCGCCGUGAAGUGGCGCGGUUAGCCUUGGAAAGGCUGGUUAGCGACGGCAGAAUUCAGCCCGCCCGAAUAGAGGACAUGGUUAACCGGGCGCAGGUUGACAUAGAACAGACUAUCUGGAAGGCUGGAGAACAGUCGACUUUUGACGUCGGACUUAGCGGAAUAGAUCCAGAGUUGAUCCGAUUGCUCGGUCAGCUUAAAUACCGCUACAGCUAUGGUGAAAACGUCCUAAAGCACUCUAUUGAGGUGUGUCUGUUGUCCGGCAUGCUUGCCGCCGAAAUUGGUGCAAAUAUUCAGGUAGCGAAAAUCGGAGGCCUCCUUCACGACGUCGGUAAGGCGUUGACCCAUGAGGUGUCGGGCCCCCACGCCGAAAUUGGAGCGGAACUGGCACAAAAGUUUGGAGUUAACAAUAACUCUUACCUUUCCAUACUGGAGCACCACGACGACGAACAUUCCACUAUUGAGUCUUUCGUGGUAGCCAGCGCAGAUGCCAUUAGCGCUGCCCGCCCGGGCGCCCGCAAGGAGUCGCUAGACCAAUAUGUAAAGCGGCUGCGAGACCUGGAGGACACGGCCAUCGGUUUUGGUGGGGUGGAACGAGCCUUCGCAAUCCAGGCCGGACGCGAAGUCCGUGUAAUGGUAAAGCCUACAGACAUAGAUGACAUUGGGUCUGCAGCCUUGGCCAGGGAUAUUGCCCGUAAAGUGGAGGAAGACCUGGUUUUCCCGGGUCAGAUCAAGGUUACAGUCAUUCGGGAAACCAGGAACGUGGAAAUAGCGCGCUAA
Molecule: messenger RNA, 1533 nt
Organism: Geodia barretti
Lineage: Eukaryota; Metazoa; Porifera; Demospongiae; Tetractinellida; Geodiidae
Source: the annotation of a GenBank genome assembly